This is a messenger RNA of Juglans regia (Persian walnut), 3510 nucleotides long. RefSeq names its product disease resistance protein RPV1-like. NCBI's taxonomy places the organism in Eukaryota, Viridiplantae, Streptophyta, Magnoliopsida, Fagales, Juglandaceae. Bases 1 to 3510 code for a protein of 1169 amino acids. Gene Ontology annotation, biological process: signal transduction; defense response. Gene Ontology annotation, molecular function: ADP binding. The record is from RefSeq and is a predicted model, not a curated record. The transcript is spliced from 5 exons.
AUGACUUCUUCCAUGGCCUUUCAAUUAGGAGCUUCUUUCUCUUCUUCAUCCUCUUCAUCUCCUUCCAUCCAUCCAUGGAAUCAUGAUGUAUUCUUGAGCUUUAGAGGUAAAGAUGUUCGCCACAAGUUUAUUUCUCAUCUAAAUCGUGCUUUACGUCAAAGUGGAAUCAAGACUUACAUGGAUGGCGUCGACCUUGAAAGAGGAGAACAGAUUUCGUCAGAUCUUUUCAAAGCUAUUGAAGACUCGCAGAUUUCAAUCAUUGUAUGCUCUAAAAACUAUGCAGAAUCCAGAUGGUGCUUAGACGAGCUAUUGAAGAUUAUUGAGUGUAAGAAAAUAAUAAAACAAAUUGUUUUACCAAUAUUCUAUAAGGUAAAGCCAUCGGAAGUACGAGAACAAAAAGGAAGAUUUGGAGAAGGAUUCACUAAACUUGAAAAGAAAAUCAAGAAUGACAUAAAGCUGCUGGAAUCCUGGAAGGAAGCUUUAGAAGAAAUAGCCAAUUUGUCUGGAUUGGAAUAUUUAGCCAUUGGGGAUGCUGAGUUAGAAUUUAUUGUUUUUCUCUUUUUUAUUGAUAGGGAUGAUGAGUCAGAAUUUAUCCAAAAAAUCAUUUUAUGGAUGAAUCCAAAAAUAGUAAACCGAACACCUUUAAGCGUUGCCAAGCAUCCAGUUGGGAUAGAGUCUCGUAUACGAGACAUUUAUCAACGUUUGAGUAUCAAAAGGAAUGAUAUAAUACGCAUGGUAGGGAUAUUCGGAACCGGUGGAAUUGGUAAGACAACUAUUUCAAACGAUAUUUAUAACCAGAUUUCUUCUCAAUUUGAAGGAAGUUGUUUCUUGAGAAAUAUUAGAGAAACUUCAAAACAAGCAGGAGGCUUGAUUCAGCUGCAAAAUACACUUCUUUUCGAGAUCUUAGGAACAAAAUUAGAUAUUAAUGAUGUUGAUAGAGGAGUCGGUGUAAUUUGGCAUAGACUUCAAUCUAAAAAGAUUCUACUAAUUCUUGAUGAUGUGGAUGACAUGGUCCAAUUAGAAAAAUUAGCUGGAAAUCGUGCUUGGUUUGGUUUAGGAAGUAGAGUCAUCAUAACAACAAGAGAUCAACAUAUACUAGAUAACUCUAAAGUUGAUUCAAAAUACGAGGUGAUGACUUUGGAUGACACUGAAGCUCUUCAAUUGUUUAGCUUGUAUGCUUUCGAGGAAAAAGAACCGUUGAAGGAUUAUGUGGACCUCUCUAAACAAGUAACAAAAUAUGCUCAAGGUCUUCCACUAGCUUUAACAGUGCUAGGUUCGGAUCUAAAAGGUCAAAGUAUACAUCAAUGGAAAAGCGCAUUGGAUAAGUAUAAAAACAUUCCCAACCGAAAUAUUCAAAGAGUACUUCAAAUAAGUUAUGAUAGUUUGGAAGAUAGUGAGAAAGACAUGUUUCUCGAUAUUGCAUUUUUCUUUAAGGGAAAACCUUUGGCUAAUGUCAUGAAAAUAUUUGAUAGUUGUGGUUUUUUUCCGAUUCAUGGUAUCCAGAGGCUUAUAGACAUGUGUCUUAUUACUAUUAAACGGGAUAACGAUGAAUAUGUUUGGAUGCAUGACUUGCUCCAAUAUAUGGGUCAAGAAAUUGUCCGAGAAAAAUCAUCCAAAGAUCUUAGCAAACGCAGUAGAUUGUGGUUUCACGAGGAUGUUCGUCAAGUGUUCGAAGAAGAUAUGGGGUCAAACCAAAUUGAAGGCAUAAUAGUAGAUUUACCUGAAGGUGAUGAGAAAAUAAGCUUACAUCCGGAAGCAUUUCGACAUAUGAAAAGCCUUAGGGUCUUUAUAAAUCAUAAUGCACGUUUUUCUCAUGGACCUAAUUAUCUUUCCGACAAGUUACGAGUCCUUAAUUGGUAUAACUAUCCUUUUCCAUAUUUGCCACAUAAUUUUCAAGGGAAGAAUCUCAUUGUCUUUAAAAUGCGUGAUAGCAUCAUCAAGAAGUUAGGGGACGGAUUCAAGCCCAAGAAUUUGACGAUCAUGGCUUUCAAGUUUUGUAGUCACUUAACAGAAAUUCCAGAUCUUUCAAGCACUUCUAAUUUGAAGAAAUUGACUGUCAAAUCUUGUCACAGACUAGUUAAGGUACAUAAUUCCGUUGGAUUCCUAGAAAAGCUUUUUAAUCUGACUUUUCAGAGAUGCUCUAAACUCCGAAUUCUUCCAAGAAGCCUUAAGUUGAGAUCUUUACACAUGCUUAAUCUUAAUGAUUGCUCAAGCCUUCGUGAUUUUCCUGAAAUCGAGUGCAAAAUGGAAUCUUUACGUAUAUUGGUUCUAUAUGGCACUGCAGUAGAAGAACUACCUUUAUCCAUCGGGAAUCUCGUUGGGCUCCAGUAUUUACAACUAUUGAAUUGCAAAAACCUUAUGCGUCUCCCAAUUGCUUUGAUCCAGUUGCAACAUUUAGGCUUGCUUUUUGUUGGUGGUUGUACAAAUAUUGUAAAGAAGAUGAGGGAUGAGGGACAAUCCCUUGAUCUACCUAAUAAUUCUACAAUGGAAGACAAUAUAUCAAACUCAAGCAAUGGGAGCACUGCAUUACAAGUAUCGAAUCUUCAAAGUAGUUGUUUCCAUUCAGAAUCAAAUUUCUUUCCACUAUAUAGUUUCUUUACCAUGUUUAAUUCCUCGGCCAGUUUGGGUAUGUUAGAUCUAUCGAAGAUUGAAAUUGUUAGCCUUCCCACGAGCAUCAAAGAAUUUGUUAAACUAACUAUUCUUUACUUGCGCGAUUGUGAGAAACUUGAAGAAAUAUUAGAGCUUCCACCAAAUAUAAUAGAAGUGAAUGUCAAGGGAUGCAAGUCACUAGAAAGAUUUGGAGAAGUAUCAAAAAUAUUGAAAUUCAAUGGAAGCCACAUUAGAUCGCUACGAAGUAUUGAUUUGAGAGGCUGCGACAAAAUGCAUUUGAAUAUAUGGAAUGAUAAAGUGCAAAACCCUUUAUUGUGUAAGGGACUUUAUGAUUAUGAUGCUACUUUGUUGCGGGAAAAUCAUAUUCCAGACUGGUUCAGUUAUGUUCAUGAGUUUUUAAAAGAUAAUGAAAUGGUGAAGGUGCCUAGUGCUGAUGUCCGACCGAGGAAAAAAAAAAGAUGGGUAAUAGAUAUUGAGGGGCCGCAUUAUUUGGAGGAGAUAAGCGGAAUUGUAUUAUCUAUUGUAAUAUUUUUUAAAGAUACUUCGAGCUGUGAGAGAAUUAUUGGUGAUGCUAAGAUAACUAGUAACGGCUCAAAUCAUGUAUGCCUUAUUCAAGAAGGGGUACGAUUGGUUAAUAUCGAUUGGUUCAAAAAGGGAAAUACGACUGAAUAUGCUGUAUGGGUGGGGUACUCCAAUUUACAAUCCUUUGAGCUAAAAGUUUUGGACAAUUUGCGAGUUCAAUUUUAUCCCAAUCAUCGUCAUGCUGGGAUGGUGCCGUUUUAUGAAAGUUACAGAGCCAAAGUGGUAUACAAGAAUGAAAGGAGAGCAAAUAAAAAAAGAAAAAUAGAUGAAGCCAAUGAUGUUGGAAAAACUCCUGAUCAACAGCAAUUCAAUAAAUGA